ACUGAUCUACCCACCCAUAACCUCCCUGUAUGUUCCUCCGUCGUCUCCCAUCGAUAUUCACUCACUCGACCCCAUCAGUCAGAACACGAACAAUGAGCACCGUAUACCAAGCAACCAAGCCCGAAUGGCUCGUGAUCUGCCCCGACUUUGAGGGUGCGGUGGACAAGCGCAUGGCUGUCCGUCCUCAGCACAUCGAGGCUGCGAAGGGUUUGAUGGCUGAUGGCACGAUGUCCCUCGGCGGAGGUUUCUUCGAUCACCACCCCACCCCCUCUGAGUCCGUCCCAUCUUUCCGUGGAUCGGCGUUGGUGUACGAGGCGGAGACCAAGGAGGAGGUUUUGGAGAUUGUGAAGAAGGAUAUCUAUGCGAGGGAGGGGGUUUGGGAUGUUUCUAAGAUUCAGAUCUUCCCUGUUAAGUUCGCGUUGAGGAAGUAGACGUUGGCAUGAAGAGAUAGAAAAAUACAGCUUUCGCAGAUUGAUUCAGGAG
Molecule: messenger RNA, 483 nt
Organism: Saitoella complicata NRRL Y-17804
Lineage: Eukaryota; Fungi; Ascomycota; Saitoellomycetes; Saitoellales; Saitoellaceae
Product: YCII-related domain protein
Exons: 2
Coding region: 93-431 (112 amino acids)
Source: RefSeq, a predicted model, not a curated record